AUGGCAAGAACUAAACAAACAGCUCGCAAGACCCCAGCUGGAAAGACUCCUAAAAAACACCUCGCAACCAAGGCAGCCAAAAAAGUCUCAGCAGUCACCACAUCAGGGGUAAAAAAGCCUCACAGAUUUCGUCCAGGCACCGUGGCUUUAAGAGAAAUCAGGAAAUAUCAAAAAAGCACUGAGCUACUAGUAAGAAAACUCCCUUUCCAAAGACUUGUCAGAGAAAUCGCCCAAGAAUUCAAAACUGACCUUAGAUUCCAGUCAUCUGCAGUUCUGGCGCUACAAGAAGCGGCUGAAGCUUAUCUCGUUGGUCUAUUUGAAGAUACCAAUUUAUGUGCGAUCCAUGGGAAAAGAGUCACAAUCAUGCCAAGAGAUAUGCAGCUCGCCCGCAGAAUCCGAGGAGAAAGGACUUAA
This is a messenger RNA of Blepharisma stoltei, 414 nucleotides long. The record is from the annotation of a GenBank genome assembly. Lineage: Eukaryota; Ciliophora; Heterotrichea; Heterotrichida; Blepharismidae.